AUGGAUCGAUAUGAUCGGGUCCCCGAGAUUUUCAACGCGACUCUUGGCUUCCAGGACAUUUUCGUCGUGAGCUUGGCCGCGCGAACCGACCGGCGCGAUGCGAUGUCCUUGAUGGCGGCGGCGACGGGCCUGCGCCUGACCUUUGUCGACGGGGUCAGGGGUGCGGAUAUCCUGGAGAAGGCGCUGCCGCCGGGGCGGAGGAAUAAGAAUAUACAGAUCGUCCAAGAAAACAUAACGAGCGCGCUCAUCCUCGAGGACGACCUGGACUGGGACGUCCGCGUCAAGGAGCAGUUCCAGACCUUUGCCUCGGCCUCGCAAAAGAUGACGCAGCCGCUCCGCAACGGCCCGGGCGACACCCUCUCGAGCUUAUACCCACCCGACGCCGAGGCAGCCGACCAAGGACCAGCGGCGCUCGUGAUGCGGGACACCUCGGCGGUAGAGCCUGCUCAGCUGUCGGCCUACGGGGACGACUGGGACGUGCUCUGGCUCGGACACACGGGCGGGGAGCUACCCUCCGACUACGCGACCCUCAAGCAAAACGCCGACCGGCCCCCGUCGUCCGUGCUCACGCUGCUGAUCCCCGACGACGAGACCGUGCCGGUGCCCAAGCACGUCAAGCGACACCCCUGGGCCAAGAGGACGGAGCGGUUCGCCUCCCUGCUCGCAGGCGUACGCCGUCAGCCUCCGGGCGCGCGGCGGCUGCUGUACCAGUUCGGCGUGGAGGGGCUCACGGACCUCUGGGACAUUUCGCUGCGGGACUUUUGCGAGGGCGUGUUUCUUCGCGGGGGAAGAAGGCGAGACUAG
Molecule: messenger RNA, 804 nt
Organism: Parascedosporium putredinis
Lineage: Eukaryota; Fungi; Ascomycota; Sordariomycetes; Microascales; Microascaceae
Source: the annotation of a GenBank genome assembly